AUGCUUGUCUGUGCCUUAAAGCGGCAAUCGGAGGUUGAAACAAGAAACAUACUCCCCUAGUCCUGCCACCUUUUUCGGGAAAAAGGCUGAGAAAUGGGUCUGGAGAAAUGUUAGCUCUCAAUCUCAAAUUAAUCAGCAGAGCUAUGGACACAAUGACUGAGCCAUCCAUGGCAUCGACAUGAUCGUUUUAACCACGUUGAGGCUAUAUAUUGUUUUCAAACAUUUGAGUAAUGGUUCAGGAUGGGGUGCGACAGUUGAACUAAGCUCAUGAGACAUUUAUAAGUGAAAUUCUUCAAUAAUUGAUGGGUAAAUGUAAUUAAUUUAUGUCCAAAAAUGUAUGUAGUAACUGCAGAUUGCCCCUUUUUAACGUUAGAGAACCCUGUAAAAGGAAGACUAGAAAGAAGUUAGGGCUAUGUUAUUUGUGCAGUCAGCGCAGAGCUGCAGACAUUCCAAAUAUUUUGAGUGUUGAUGGUGUGAAUGUGAUCAUAGAAAUGUAGUACUUUAGGAUGUAGAACGUACUGUUCAGUCCUGACUGCAUUAACAUUCUAUUUUGCGGAUUGUUUUCUUAGUAUGUGAAUAUGUCAUUUGCAUCCUUUCGGAUUGUAGAAUGAGGCCAUUUUCUGGAGUACAAUAACCCCAAUAAACAACUCUCAUCAUUCCCGGGGCCCAGUGCUGUCAACACCGGUGUAAAUGAUUACCCUGAGGACUGAACAAAGAGACAGCAAUGGCACAGAGAGAGAAAAGUCUUGAGCAGAAGCAACAAACAGACUGAAGUGUCUGUUUAGUGUUGUCAGUGCAGCUUGCCAGUUGCAAGGCCUGUGCUGCACACAAAUAUGCUAAGCCUUGUUUCAGGGACAGACAGGGCAAGGCUUUUGACCCUGGCAGAGCAGAGGAGACCAUUUCUUUGCUGGGCAGAUUUGGAGGUUGCCAUAGAGACUGCCCUCACUGCCUUAAAGAGCUUAAUUGUUGUGUUUUAAAACGGAGAAUUAAGGGGUUAAUCUGAGAUUGAGGAAAAACAAGCUUUCUGAUGGUGAUGAUCAGGUUUAGAGAUUGAUUGCAUGUUCACAUUUUGUUCAUACUGGUUUGUUCCAAUAUGUCACUCUGAACUCUACCUUUUGGAAAUUCAUGUGUAGUUGGUAGGUAGUCAACAACAGCCUGUCGAUUUGGCAGGAAAUCACCCCUAAUCUUUUCCAGUUCCACGCAGCUUUUCUAUGACUGGCAUGCUGCCAUAUGCUGAUCAAUGAUCUCCGUAAUACUGGGUGACUUCAUGGUCACCUGUUGGCAUUAUUAGAUUUCUGUCAUUCUAUCUGCACAGGUUGUAAAGAGGGAUUACAUACUCUGCAUAUUGACAACCGAGGGGGCAGUUGUAGGCCAAACAGCUGGCCACAGUGAAGGUCCCAGCAUUAUAAUUGAUGAUUAGGCCAUACAAAUGUAAUUAAAAGUUGGAACGAAUGCCUCUCUUCACUUUUCUGGAAAUUGCACAAUUAAAGGGAAAAAUGAUGUCCCCAAGCCUCCAGUGAAGAGGGAAACAACUUCCCCCUCAAGUUAUGGCUGAACCUUGCCUAAUUUAGCCUCCCAAAAGGCAAAAAUAUUUGGUCGCUAGAUGUUGAACUAAGGUUGCUAUAGUAUGUUAACAAGAUAGUCUACUUCGGUUUUGUUGUUCACUCGCCUCACUCAAAAAAAAGAAAAUCUGUAAAACAUUGAACAAAAUGUGUAUGGCCUUAGUGUACUGGAGAGCCUAACCAAUGUUUCCCCCUUAUCAGUGUAACUAAUACUCACUUUCAUGAAAUUGAUGCUGGCUGGCUGUCCACUUGUUCCCCUCUUAGGAAAUUCAUCCUUGGGCUUUUGGUGUCUUAUAAGGUUACUGGUUUUGCAUACCCAAGGUCUUUCAAUAGAAGGCUCGGCAACAGAACUGUAUUUCUAAUGAAUUAUUAACAUUCUAAGUUUUGUGAGAGUGGACACACUCAUUACCUGAUAGCCCUGUCCCAUUUUCUGGACAUGCAUCCUUUGGUUCCAUUGGAAACAGCACUCACCUGGUUUUAAUUACUUUAUUGCCUUGUCUUCGGUCUGUGGAGAAGAAGACUGCGCUGAGCAGAUGUCUCUCUAGGUCCUGGAGAGCUGGUUGUUUAAGCAUUUAAAGGGAUACUUCAGGAUUUUGGCAACGAGGCCUUUUAUCUACACCAGAGUCGGAUAAACUCGUUGAUACCAUCUUUAUGUCUCUGUGUCCAGUAUGAAGGAAGAUGGCAGUAGUUUCGCAAGCUAAUGCAGUUAGCAAUUUCGCUUGUUUACAUCUUCCUUCAAACUCCACGCAGAGACAUAAAAAAUGGUAUCAACGAGUUCAUCUGACUCUGGGGAAAUAAAGGGCCUCAUUGCCAAAAUCCUGAAGUAUCCCUUUAAUUGAGAGAUAAGAUGAGGUUCUAAAGUCUUCUUUUUUAAGGAGAGUAGAAUUCCAGUGUCACCACUCAACCGUGGGUUGUAUUUCUCAAAGAGUGACGUCGAUGACAUCAUCUGCAAUAUGGAUGACUGUACAUUCCAAGUUCUUCUUUCCGGUCGUAGUAGUUUUUCCACCUGCUUCUGUGUUGUGUGUCUCUGGAAGACUGGGCCAUGCGCAGCUGGAGGUGGCAGUUCUCCAGGAUGAUGAGCCUUUGCCUGCGCUGGUGCCGGCUGUGUCCUAAGCGAGGGGUGCGCCCCAGCAAGCCCCGGAGGAAGCUAGGAGAGCUGUGGAGCUACUGGAAGCUGCUGCUCAACUCCCUAUACUUCAACAGCCUCACCAACUCUGACACCUACCUGGACUGUGUCUUUGAACCCAUCUACUGGAUUGUGGACAAUGUGACUCGCUGGUUUGGGGUGGUAUUUGUGUGCCUGGUGAUUGCCCUCACCAGCUCUGUGGUGGUCGUUGUCUACCUGUGCCUGUUGCCUGUUAUCCUCAACACCUACCCACUGCUGUGGAUCAUCUGGCACCUCACCUAUGGCCACUGGGUCCUCAUGAUGGUCCUUUUCCACUACUACAAGGCCACCACCACCUCCCCUGGACACCCACCACAGGUUAAAAGUGAUACACCGUCAGUGACCAUCUGUAAGAAAUGCAUCGUCCCCAAACCAGCCAGGACUCACCACUGCAGCAUCUGCAAUACGUGUAUUCUGAAGAUGGAUCACCACUGUCCUUGGCUCAACAACUGUGUGGGUCACUUCAACCACCGCUACUUCUUCUCCUUCUGCCUGUACAUGACCAUGGGCUGCAUGUACUGCAGCGUCAGCUGCAAAGACAUGUUCAUAGAGGCUUACAACGCUGUCGAGAGCUACUAUCAGACCCCACCAGCAAUGUUUUCCUUCAGGGAAAAGAUGGUCCACAAUGGUGUCAUUUUCAUUUGGGUGCUGACAAGUUCGGUGGCAGUUGCUCUGGGAGGUCUGACCCUGUGGCAUGCUAUCCUCAUCACUCGAGGAGAGACCAGUGUGGAGAGACACAUCAACAAGAAAGAAAUCAGACGUUUAAAGGAGAAAGGAAAGGUGUUCCGAAAUCCAUACCACUAUGGGAAAAUAAACAAUUGGAAAGUUUUGUUUGGUGUGGAGGAGACAAGUCACUGGUUGACCAGAGUCCUCCUGCCGUCUAGCCACGUUCCCCAUGAAGAUGGACUGAUAUGGGAAUGCCCUCGGGCUCUCAUCAGAAGAGACCCUAUGACCAUCUAACCUCCCACUACUCGCUGCUGGACAGUUUCUCAUCUCCACUUUAUGGGCCAUAAUCACUGCUAUAGCCCUGGCCCCUGGAUAGUGGGGUAGACAGAAGACUUAUUUUAGCCUCUGAGGAGUGGACUAUUUGGUGUUUAUUGUGGCCCAUGAGUCCAGGGACCUUAAUCGGACCUCCAGUCACUGUCAUGUGAAGUGAACUGAUGGUCCUGUCUUUAAUAGUCUACUUGUCUUGUGGACUGUGUUUUUGUACUGUUAGGUAUGUUGUCCAAAGUUGAUGUGAAGUGUGUGCUUUUUAAUUGUAUUGAAGUCACAGAAGAAGCAGUUUGGACUUUUUCAGUGCCAAAGAACAGCUUUCCACCAAAGGCUAGGUUCGAGCUAGAUAACCACAUGCCUUGGCCAUUGUCCAACUAUGGGUGAGUAGUCUGGAGACUGACAGAAUUACAUAAACAAUAUUACCAUUCAGGCUACAGUUAGAUUAUGGUGCUCAUGUUACUGAGCAGUACCCCUGUCAAUAUUAGGAAUUGUCAAAACAUUGCUAUGUGCCUUGUUAUGUUAAAUCUUUAACCUGUUUUCUAUUUGUUAAUUACCAGGCACUAAUGUAUUUUCUACUAUUAUCCAACCUCUCCCACAUUGAUUUCCCCACUAAAAAGCGGCGUGUACACUACACGAUUUUGGUCCCGAUAGCUGUCCCGGUCACGUUUUUGAGAUCGGUAUUUUCAAACAUGGGUAUUACUAUAUCGGCACAAAACCAGCAAUGAUCGUGUAGUGUGAGAUGUGCAACAAGUUUCGAGAAUGGUGAUAAGCAAUAGCCAAUGAGAGCUCGCCAGUGAGAUGACGUUUCGCAUCACACAGAAUGUGUAGGUGCUCGAUCCGUGAAUACUAUUAGUACGGGUUUGUACUUCCCUUUAACCAACGCGUCAAGUCGUUACAGCUCUGAAGUUCACAAGCAAUGUUAUUAAAUUCAAAAUGUUGGCUAGAUAUUUCAACUCUGUAUGGCAAGCGCGAAAGUCUUAAAUAAUAGAGCCGCACACUCUAGGAGCUCAGAUGCAAAACUAUUUAUGUCCAACGUUUCGACAGACAAGCUGUUUUCAUCAGGGUAUAAUGACAAACAAUGCGAGGUGACUCAUUUAUACAGUGUCAAGACAGGUCUAUAAUUAUGGACAAAUACAAUUUGGCUACAGCGUGAAAGUGACUGAAAACGUUUGAGGCUGUUGAGACAGCUCGUUGUAGCUACAUUCAAUCUAAUAACAUUAUUUUUGCGUGGUAUCUAGAAUCCUCACAAACAAGUUAAUUAUCUUAUAGUGUUUGACCCCCGUCUGUGCCACAUCGUUUAGUGCGCACCACUACGUUGGCAAGACAACUACAGGAAAGCGGUUAUUUAACCUCUACGGAAUCAGUGUCCUCCCCCCGGGGGAUGGUUGCGCUAACGUGAUGAGCAGAAAGCUUAAAUUCUUGUUAAUCUAACUGCAAUGUCCAAUUUACAGUAGCUACUAGUGAAAGAAUACCAUGCUAUUGUUGAGUGCACAGCUAGGUACUUGAAAAUGUAUCAAACCAAUUAAGCACAUUGGAUCAGUCCAAAACUUUGCAGAUUGCCAUCUAGUGGCAAAUCUAAAUUGCACCUAAACUGGAAUAAUACAUUGGUCUUUCUCUUGCAUUUCAAAGAAUACAAAAAAGUUUAAAAAAAAUAAUAUUUGACCAGAUCUGUGUUAUUCUCCUACAUUAUUUUCAAAGGAAUCAAUAAUAUGCAUAUCCUUGCUUCAGGUCCUGAGGUACAGGCAGUUAGAUUUUGGUAUGUAAUUUUAGGUGAAAAUUUAAUUCGAAAAAAAUGGGUCAGAUCCUUGUUAAUUUGAGAGGCUCAGCGACGUUAAUUCUGAAAGUUGUGUAGUGUACACCCGGCUUAACCAACAUUAAGAUCACUUAACAUGGUCAUACGCUCUGGAAGCUGCGGACUUCCUCCUUGCUGGUCUCGAAUAUGGCCACCAGUUAGAAUUCCUGGGAUAUUUCUUGUGGUUGGCUGCUGUGACACGACCAAUAGAAACUGUUUCACUAUAUUGCGCACAUCUGUAUCAUUACGAUUGAUAUUAGCUUGUAUUGUUUUAAUAUUUGAUAAAGGAUUGUUUUUGGAAACUUCA
Molecule: messenger RNA, 5819 nt
Organism: Oncorhynchus nerka (sockeye salmon)
Lineage: Eukaryota; Metazoa; Chordata; Actinopteri; Salmoniformes; Salmonidae
Product: palmitoyltransferase ZDHHC16B-like
Exons: 9
Coding region: 2605-3687 (360 amino acids)
Biological process (GO): protein palmitoylation
Cellular component (GO): Golgi apparatus
Molecular function (GO): palmitoyltransferase activity
Source: RefSeq, a predicted model, not a curated record